Molecule: messenger RNA, 8997 nt
Organism: Nothobranchius furzeri (turquoise killifish)
Lineage: Eukaryota; Metazoa; Chordata; Actinopteri; Cyprinodontiformes; Nothobranchiidae
Gene: syk
Product: spleen tyrosine kinase
Biological process (GO): intracellular signal transduction; positive regulation of B cell differentiation; protein phosphorylation
Cellular component (GO): cytoplasm
Molecular function (GO): ATP binding; non-membrane spanning protein tyrosine kinase activity
Source: RefSeq, a predicted model, not a curated record
AUCAUUAUUGAAGUGCAGUUUUGGCUGUUGACAAUGGAUAGGCCAUUGUAUUUAUUGUUUUUGGGUCUUUUUUAUUGUUUUUGGUGCAACAUUUUCUAACAGGGAGUGAGAUUCCUUUUUUAUUCAAUUUUUGUUUGUUAUUUUUAUUCAUUUAGAAGUUCUGGUUCUGGACAUUUCAAUGUUAAAUGAAGGUUUAUUUGUUGCAUUUUAAAGGGUGUACUUGCAUUAUUAUGAUAUAUUAACAUUAUAUUAGUGGUUAUUUUGGUCUAGAUAAUGUUGACAAUAUCGUUUAUCAUCAACAAUUUGUUGGACAAAAUAUCGUCCAGCAAAAUUUGUUUCUUUCCCAGGCCUAGUCAAAAGUAUAAAAAUUAUUUAUACAUAAACGGUCCCUCCUGAGAUCUGGCCGUUUGUUCAUUUGCUGUGUUAGAGGACAUGCUGAACUAAUGUUUUACACAUGAUCAUCACCCUAACAUUUGAGUGUAUAAAAACAUAUUAAAUAUGUUUUUUCCCUUAAAAGUGUUUAAACAGUUGUUGCAUUUCAACACACAAAAAAUAAAUGGAAAAAAUAAGAUAAAUCUAAUGAAAAGUGUACAUCUUUGACAUUAAGCUUAAAAAAAUCUGUUGACGAUGAUGAUACUGUUCAUUUUUCAGAGCUUUUUAAUGUGAAAAUAUACAUUGCAAUAGAUAAGUUUACAAUAAAGUUAAAUGAUAAAAGUUUUGAAGUUACACUUCUACUACUACUACUACUAGUAAUAAUAAUUAUGAUGAUAAUAGUAAUAAUAAAAAAUAAUUAUUAUAAUAAUACGAACAAAUUGUGUCUGAGGAGUCAGUUAUGUGGAGGAGAUGAGUUUGUAAAAGUUAGUUUUGAGUAUGUUUGUGAAGGAGGAGGUGAGUCUGAGCUUAAUGCAGGGGUGUCACAUGUCCAACUUACGUUUUGACUUUGAAAGAAGUCUUAUAUCCACUUUUCGUUUUCUUGACAUGCUGCCUCCUGGCUGUGCCUAACUACCAAAGACUCACAAAUGAACACUUAUUCAAAUGUUAUGUAGCGUCUAGUUGACGAUGUGACUCAGUACCGGUGUUCCCUAGCGGCUCCAAACUAGCAAAACAACGUGAGCACGUUCUGACUGUUUACAACUUGAGUGACAGCAGCAACAGCCAAUAAUACGUUAGCAAGUAUCAGCAGAGCCAAUAGAUUAGCUUUUGGGCGGGUCUAAUAGUAAACCGGUUUCCGUUUCGGUCCUAGUGCUCAACCAAAUCCAUUUAAUGGAGCGUAACAUUGAUUUUGGACGGAAAAAAGUGCAGGGGACCAAAACUGCCUUUUGAAAAAGUGGGGGGGACAUGUCCCACCCGUCCCCCCCCAAAAUUACGUCCCAGUGGCUACACGUCCAUGCAACUGCUGCAACCCUGACAUGCAGCUGCGGAGCUCCUGGGUCAGAACAGGAAGGCUGGCUUCUCCUGCAGCACUCUCACCAGAGGCAGGUAAGGAAGGGUCUUGUCUCUGGGUUCUUCCUGCUGGGUCAGACAUCUUGGUGGAGUUGUAAUGUCACGGUUUGCCUCUGCAGUAACCCAUUUGCAGGAAUAAAGAUCCUUUAUCCAGAGUUCAAAAAAGAUUUAAUAAACAAAACCUCCUCCACUGACUGUGGGAACCAAAAACCAAAACCAAACUCAAUCCAUACAAGUACAACUCAGCAAAGACAACUCCACACUGAUGACUGGCAGCAGUGGCCUGAAAUAGGGUGAGGGCAAUCAAGAUGAUGUGGUUCAGCUGCAGCACUCCAGGAGGUUCACAGGGAAGGGGAGGAUUCCUGAGAGGAGCUGCAGCUGACCUGAACAAAAAACAACAGAGAAAAAGUUAAACACAAACACAAAAAGGGGUGAAUCAUAACACUUCGUGUGCGCAGAAUUAUGCUUAGCAUUAGUCCGAUGCUGAAGGCUUCUGAACACGGACAGCUCUCACUCACACCACAGGUUUUCAAUAAUAUUCAGGUCUGGGGACUGAGAUGGCCAUUCCAGAAUGUUCUACUUGUUCCUCUGCAUGAAUGCCUUAGUAGAUGUUGAGCAGCAUUUAGGGUCAUUGUCUUGUUGAAAGAUCCAGCCCCGGUGCAGCUUCAGCUUUGUCACGGAUUCCUGGACAUUGUCUCCAGGAUCUGCUGAAAUUGAGUAGAAUCCGUGUGUCCUUAAACUUUAACAAGAUUCCCAGUCCCUGCACUGGCCACAAAGCCCCACAGCAUGAUGGGACCACCACCAUGUUUUACUGUAGGUAGCAGUGUUUUUCAUGGAUAAGCACCAUCAUACAUUGGUGGUCCUCUCAGUGUCUACACCCCUAGCAGGUCCCUGAGGUCCAGUGACCAAAGCGUAAUGGUUUACAAUGGUUGAUUUAUUAAAAAUUAAUAUUCCGAAUUAAUUCGUAGUAUGGUUCCUCUUUCAUAAAAGAGCCUAAAACCACAACGCUACAGUUGUGCAGUGCACCAGGCACUGCACAACCAUUCUUUAAGUCACAACUGAGGAACUCCUCAAGGUGCUUUACAACACAAUCAGUCAUUCACACACACAUUCACAACCUGGUGGUGAUGAGCUACUUUGUAGCCACAGCUGCUCUGGGGCACACUGACAGAGGCAUGUCUUCUGUACACAGGCGCCACCGGUCCCUUCGAACACCACCAGCAGGCAAAGUGGGUUAAGUGUCUUGCCCAAGGACACAACAACAAUGACAGACUGUGCGGGGCUCAAACCUACAACCCUGCGAUUAUGGGGCGAGCACUUAACUAAUUUGCCAUCAUCGCCUACAUAGAAAAGGUGACAGAUCAUUUGCUGCUGUGGCCCCCAGACUCUGGAACUCUCUCCCCAUGAGCCUGAGAUCAGUGGACUCAGUGGUCUCCUUUAAAAAGCAGCUGAAAACUCAACUGUUUAAGCUGGCUUUUGUUUGACCUUCAUCACCAUCUCCUUAUUCAGCUCUUUCUAACUACUCUGCCUUUCUUGGGGUCCACUGAUUUCCAUCCAUCCAUUUUCUUUUCAGUAAUUAAAGAGCAAGUCACCCCCUACAAGAAACUUACUUCACUCCCACUUCAGGUUUGAAAAAUGCAACAAAUGCUGUUGCCUGGCAGACCGAGAGGGUGAAGCCGCUAACAAAUAAACACACACAGGCUCACAAUGGCAUUGUGACAUCAUAAUGUACCAGCUAACAUCAUAGCAUGCCUCUUAGCCAAUAGCGGUGGCAGAUUUACAUUCAAAUACAGUGCAGAAUUUUUGCCCGACGACGGUGCAUCGCUGACAGUUUUAGGCAGAAUAUUUAAAGGGUUUUUAUGGAAGUUUGACAGCCAAAAUAUGUGUAGAAAUAAUAAAUUUCUUCUUCAUACAUUCUCCUGCAAUGCCCUGGUCCCGUAGAAUGAGCCCUGGCAUUUUUACUGUGAUUGCCUGUUUUUCUGUAAAAUCACAGAAAAAGAGAGCUGCUCGGGUCGAGCAGGCUGCUUCAUGCGCGUUCACGCUCAGACAUAGCCCUCCGAGUCAUUCUUUGAACGUUGUUUCAGCUGUGAUCAAGGAUAUAAAUGUUACAGAUAGAAAGAAUGUCACUGGCACUCUAGCUCGCCUAGUAAGAUGUCGGACUUACGUGCAGAGGAUCUGGGUUCGAUUCUGGAUCAAGCCCCCACAAUGCGGGUGAAAAACUGAAGCAAUCCUGGAAGUGAAAUAAAUUGCAGUUGCACCCUCAUCCGCUGGGGGCUGGUGUCAGAAGCGAGCAAAUCCUCAUUGACUCCCAUGUUAAAAAUACCAAUUUUCACAGCAGAAAUAAACAUGUUUACAGCCUGGUACCAAAACAUGUUUUUGGUUUAAAUUAUCUAGUUUACACUCAUGACAACUCUGAGGGGGGUGGAUUUUUUUCUCACUCUUCUGUUUAAGUGUAUUAAAAGCCUAAAAUUCUGUAUAAUUAAUGAGCAUCAGACCUACGUGACCGCAGAGCUAGCUCUGGGGAAAGGCCUCAGUCUGAUUGGACAAAAUUACUUGCUAUGGCAUUAAUUGCACUAAUAGAGCGUCCAAGGAGUCUCCACUUCAUUUUUUUCAGUAAGUAAAGUUAUAUUUAUGUAUUUUAGGUCACUGCCGCUCUUGCACUAGCUGAGAUUAGAUUUUAACAUGUACUGUUUAACCAUGAAAUUUAAAUGUAAUAGGGUAAAACCCAGUGCAUUUAACAUAAUGCUGCACUUUAGAAAAUGGGUUGAAAUAGAACAUGUUGGUGGAGCUGGGUUCCGACUAUCGGCUUGUGGAGCUCUCGGGAGACCAAUGUUUUCCACCCAUUUCUCCCCUCCCCGCAGCUCGGCGCAUCUCUGUCUGAUCGCCGCUUCUGUCUGCUGCGCAGCUGCCGGCUUUCAGCAGCUUUUGGGAGACCUCUGUGUUCUACCCGGUUUUACCCAGCGGUCAGCCCGGUGUAUCUCUGACUCAGAAGCUCUGGUGUUGUGCACAGUUACCUCCGGUUGUAGCUAGGUUGCUACCUCCGUUAGCUUAGCUCCCACCUCCGCGUUAGCUUUGGGUUAGCUUCAGGUUAGCUUGUAUCUAGUUUGACCGGGUGUCGUCAGUUGAUCCCAGCCUUACAGCCCCACCCUCAGCUCCACCUCUCUUCCCUUUUGUGGAAUUGUCUGGGCUUGACGGAACCUGUGACACAGUCAAAAUGGCGGUGGUGGCCACUCCCAUUUUAGCACAAAAACUUAUUAUUGGAGUGUAUGGUAACCCAUUGUCCAAUAUUUAUAUGUCGAUGGUUCUGCAUCAUGGGAGUGUGUGUCUGUGUCCAGAUGAGAGGAGCUGGAACUCAUGGUGUUGUGGAUGAGAGCUGUCACAUGGAUCCAGCCUCUGUACUUGUCUUCAAAACAAUGUGACAGGGCUCAGCUGCUGCUCUUCUUGUCUUACUAGACCACUGCUGCCCUUGCUUAUGACAGAAUGAGAUUUACCCUUUUAAAGACAGUCUCACAGUUUGCCUCGAAUGUCAGUUUGCGGUCAAUAACUGCCAUUUGUCCUGUACAUCACCGGCAGUGUGUGAGUGUGAAAGUGCAUGAAUAAUGGUGAGCACUUUGACUGCCUAGAACAACGCCAUGUAAAUCAAAUCCAUUACUAUAAUAAUAAUAAUAAUAAUAAUAUUAUUAGGUAUUUGUACUCAACUCUUUCCACUUUGGACCUUUAAUGGUUGUUAAUUCUUAUGGAUGUUAAUCAGGCUCAUGAUGGAGGUGUUAAUAGAGAUAAACCUCCUUAAACAGUUUGGUUUUGAUGGGAUAGCAGACAUGUUGAUGGUUUAGAUGAAGCUUUGUCAUCUGAUAAAGACCAAUAGGACAGAAACAUAAACCAGGUUCUUCUGUUGCUUCUAAAUCUGUCUAACUUGUUAAUGAUGAGUAAUAACAGUGGAGGAUGAUGGGAAUUUAGUGUCUACUUGAGGUUAUUUUAAUUAUGAAGGAUUUUAUGACAUCAUCCCUCCUGAUGGCUGUAGGGAUACGUGGCUCAACAGAGGCAGGACCCUCCACCAGUCUGGCUAUAGAAAAGAAAAGAAAAAAACCCGAGUUGUUCUUGUUCUUCUCUAUUACGUAUUAAUGAAUUAUACUCAGCUCCAGCUCAGCAGAGAAAGUUCUCGUUAAUAACAAGCUGUCUCUCUAGCUUAAAUAAAAUUCUUUAUGGAACGCUAUUUUCUCUGUAACUUUCUUUAAGUCUGUUUUGAAAUGUACAGCAAUGAAUUAAACCAGGGCGCCUCCUGCGCCUUGUGAUUUUAUCUUGAGAGACGCUAUAAAAAAAUCUUUUCUUCUUCCUCUGACCGAUCACCAACAGAAUCAGAGCCUGUAAAGUUAGUCUGGAACCUCCGCUGCAACAAGAUAAUAGAUUUUUGAAAAGGUCAAAUUCCAGUUGAUGUCCUCUAUUGGUUCUCACUCAUCUCCCUUGUCUCUGGUGGAUGGAUCUAUAUCUCUGGUAUACUGCACCUUCUACACUGUAACUGCUCACACCCUUUAAAUUAGUAUUUUUUCUGAUUCUUAAAUCUGAAAUUAAUUUGUGCAUUUUAAAGGUGUGGUUUCCUUUUUUAAUUAUUAUUUCAAUAACUCUGAGAUUUUCAUGCAGGCUGAACAUGAAAAUAAUCUAAUUUAGUGAUGACAAGAUGAAGACCCAAAGGAAGGGUGAAUCAGAAACUCACCUGAUAUCAAAAAACAACCCUAGUUAACGUGUGUUUUCAUCCAACACUUCUAACCCUGGAUUAGAACUAAUGGAUGAGGUGAAAUGUCUUAAAGUAGUGGCUUUUUAAACGAUCCCUUCUCUAGGAUCACAGAUAUGGUUAGGCUACUUAGUGCCAAUCUGUUUUCAGACAUGUUUGUAGUUCUUUGCAUGAAUCUCAGCUCAGUUUGUAGAAGACCAGUUAGUAACUAUUUCCUUCUUCAUGUCUCCUUUUUAGGCAUAAGAAGUGGAAACAACAUUGGACAGUUAAUUGUCCACCGUCUUCUGUGAUUUUCCAGUUUUGAGGCUCUGGAUUAUUUAUGAAAAUUAAAAGUCAUUCACAAGUAUUUUAUUUUUCUUAUUUUCUUUUCAGAUUAAUUUUAUGCUGGAGGCUGAAAUUUGUGACAAGGCUGCUUGGAGGCCAUCAGCACCUAAAAAACAACAUGGCGGACACCAUGAAUGCGUUGCCGUUCUUCUACGGCAACAUCACAAGGGAAGAGGCGGAGGUCUACCUGCGGCAGUCAGGCUUGACCAGUGGCUUGUAUCUGUUACGACAAAGCCGAAACUAUCUAGGCGGCUUUGCGCUCUCUGUUUCAUUCUCAGGCCGCAUCUAUCACUACACCAUUGAACGACAACCCAAUGAGACGUUUGCGAUUGCUGGUGGUAAGAGCCACAGAACCCCCAUGGAUGUGAUUGACUACCAUUCCCAGGAGAUGGAUGGUCUUGUGUGUCUGCUGAAGAAGCCCUGCAACAGGCCCAAGAACAUGCAGCCAAAGGUGGGGCCGUUUGAGGACUUGAAAGACAAACUCAUCCGGCAGUAUGUAAAGCAGACCUGGAACCUGCAGGGAGCAGCUCUUGAGCAGGCCAUCAUCAGCCAGAGACCUCAGCUUGAGAAACUCAUAGCCACCACUGCUCAUGAACGAAUGCCCUGGUUCCACGGAGCAAUAACCCGGGAGGAAUCUGAGCCACGGCUCCAGUGCGGCUCCCGCACAAAUGGAAAGUUCCUGAUCAGACAGAGAGAUCAGAACGGCUCGUAUGCUCUGUGUUUAUUACACGAAGGCCAAGUGAUGCAUUAUCGCAUCGACAAGGACAGUCAUCAAAAGCUGUCCAUCCCAGAUGGGAAGAAGUUUGACACCUUGUGGCAGCUGGUGGAGCACUACUCAUACAAGCCUGAUGGCUUGCUGCGAGUCCUUACAGAUCCGUGUCCGAGGCCGGACGGAGACUCAGUGUUAAUAGGACGACUGCCCCCACCACCACCAAACCCUGCUGGAUUAGACUCUGUCAUUAAAAAAAUAGCAGAUAGAAUUGUGAUCACGUUGGGAGAAAAAGCCCCCAUACUGAGAAGGAAAAAGAGUCAUAGCUCUCGACGCGACUCUGAUAACCUCAAUCCUUAUGAAACAAGUGUGUGUGACAACCAAGCAGUCGACAAAGAGGCAAUGCCAAUGGACACAAAGGUGUAUGAGAGUCCUUACGCAGAUCCAGAUGAACUCAGGAGCUCCACUGUGGAUCGCAAGCAGCUCUUCUUGGAGGAUGGAGAACUGGGCUCUGGGAACUUUGGCACUGUUAUCAAAGGGACCUACAAGAUGAGAAGAACAGAGAAACCAGUUGCUGUUAAAAUUCUGAAGAACGAUGAUAACAGCCCAGCUGUGCGUGAAGAAAUGCUGCGAGAAGCCAGCGUCAUGCAACAGCUGGACAACCCCUACAUCGUCAGGAUGAUCGGGAUCUGUGAAGCGGAGAACCUCAUGUUGGUCAUGGAGUUGGCUGAGUUGGGACCGCUCAACAAGUUCCUGCAGAAAAACAAACACACAUCUGUAAAGAACAUCACAGAGCUGGUCCAUCAGGUUUCCAUGGGGAUGAAGUACCUGGAGGAGCAUAACUUUGUGCACAGAGACCUUGCUGCUAGGAAUGUCCUGCUGGUCACGCAGCAUUAUGCAAAGAUCAGUGACUUUGGACUCUCUAAAGCUGUGGCAGAGGAGCAAAACUACUACAAGGCUAAGACUCACGGGAAAUGGCCAGUGAAAUGGUACGCUCCAGAAUGUAUAAACUUCUUCAAAUUUUCUACCAAAAGUGACGUGUGGAGCUUCGGAGUCCUCAUGUGGGAGGCCUUUUCCUUUGGCCAAAAACCAUACAAGGGAAUGAAAGGAACAGAUGUUCUGCAGAUGAUUGAAAGUGGGAAGCGAAUGGACCCCCCAGCGAACUGCCCUCCAGAGAUGUUUGACCUCAUGAAAACAUGUUGGACCUACAAGGUGGAUGAAAGGCCAGGAUUUUCUGUGGUUGAGCCAAGACUACGAGAGUAUUACUAUGACAUCGCACAGUGAUCCUUCACAGUGAAGCUAUCAGGCUAUGCAAACUUUUAGUUUUUGAAACAAUUUUUCAUAAAUGUCAUCAUAAAUGUCUUAGGAAUUAUAAAUCUUGUCAUAUUUAUGAACCUAACUCUAAAAUUUACUCAGAAUCUUAGUAAAUAUUUGUGGAUUCUGAUGGAGAAAAAGCUCUGCAUAAUGCUGUGUUUCUGCAUGCGUGUGUGUGUGUGUGUGUGUGUGUGUGUGAAAGAGAGACUGGAUGAGUGUUGCCUUUAGUUUAAAAGGCAACAUCAGAAGACUAGAAAAUCUGCUCCUUUUACCUAUCAGAUUAGUAUAAUUUGUAUCUUCUCACCCUUACUAUUGAAUGUAAUCAAAGAUGAAAUAUUUGUGAAUGUUUUUAUUGAGUAAGUUAAACAGCUAACGAGCGUUCUAAUUAGCUGUUAAUGCUUCCAGCUGAAUCUGUAAAAUGUGUUAAAGCUGUGCAACGAUGUCACUUUGUUAAAAUAAAAUAUGCUUCUGCUUCAGA